Messenger RNA from Sipha flava (yellow sugarcane aphid), 2136 nucleotides. RefSeq names its product gastrula zinc finger protein XlCGF57.1-like. Gene Ontology annotation, biological process: regulation of transcription by RNA polymerase II. Gene Ontology annotation, cellular component: nucleus. The transcript has 7 exons. Gene Ontology annotation, molecular function: RNA polymerase II cis-regulatory region sequence-specific DNA binding; DNA-binding transcription activator activity, RNA polymerase II-specific. The record is from RefSeq and is a predicted model, not a curated record. NCBI's taxonomy places the organism in Eukaryota, Metazoa, Arthropoda, Insecta, Hemiptera, Aphididae. The coding region runs from base 653 to 2026 and encodes 457 amino acids.
AUAACCAAAUAAUCAGACAGUUGACAUCCUUCACUUAAGCAUGUUCAUAAUUACUCGUAUGUAGUUUAAGAUGUAUUCUAUUAAAGUUAAGAGUGUUUUCAUUUAAACUAUUUAUAAAUUCGUAUUAUUAUUUUUUGUUUUGUGUGUACGUACGCAUGCAACUUGUUGCACAAAAGUCGUUGAUGCCAUUUUUUGAAAUCGAUUUUCUUUUCAAGAUAUCAUAACACUUGGAUAUUGAGAGUUUCAUUUGGCAAUAAGAACGUAUAGUGGGAUACAUCUCGCACAAUAAUAUAAUCUCGAAAUCAUUUAACGAUUUCAUAUUUCAAUAUUUGAACAUUCAUCAAUUUUUUAGGAUUGUGUGAAAUAGUGAUAUAACCGUAAAAUCAAUAAAGUUACAAUACCAGUUCUUGCAAUGUUAGCUGUAUUUUAUGCAUUUAAAGACAUGUGCUUGUGGUGUAGAGUGUGGACAAAUAACAUGUGACGUGAUGGCGUGUAUUAGCUGUUGCAGUAGUUCGGAAUGAAGAAUAAAGCAAGGAGCGCUACCUAUGAGACGAAGAAAUCUCUAAUACGUACAGUAUAACAUUACCUGUAUUUGUCGUUGAACACGUACGCACUUAAAUGCCACAAGUCGGGACAACGAAUAAAGUAAUCAAUGGCAAUCAAAGAGGCUGUACUUUCUAAUAUGGAAAAAUAUCAAGAUAUUGAAAAUUCUUCUAUAAAAUCUAAAUAUAACUAUGUACUUGAAAAUUCUAAAGUAUUGAUUGUUCCACUUAAUAGAUGUGAUAAGGAUUUACUUAACUUACCCAUAAAAGAGGAAAUCAAAGAUGAAAAAAUACAUAUUAUUGAUGACGACAAUAAGUUAUUGCAAACAGAGAAAAAGGUUAACACUGAAUCAAUGUUGGAAGCAAAGAACUGUGAAAUAAAAACUGAGCGUGAUAUAAUUGAUGAAUAUGAAUACAAAAGUAUAGUUAUUAAAGAUACUGCAUUUAAAGACCAACAAAAAAAUACCAAAAAUGUAGAGUUGAAGUGUCACGAGUGUAAUAAAUAUUUUACUUCCCCCAUAGCUUUAAAAUUUCAUUUAAGAAUUCACAUUGGAGAAAAGUCAUACAUAUGCAAUGUUUGUAACGAUUCAUUUACACAAAAAGGAGGUAUACAGUCGCACAUGAAAAAUCAUGUUGGAAAAAAGUCUUACCAAUGCAAAAUAUGCAAUAUAGCGUUUACUAAAAAAGGUACUUUACUUUUACACAUGAUGACCCAUACUCGGGAGAACCCUUAUUUGUGUAUCGUUUGUGACAAAUCUUUUACUCAAAAAGUGCAAUUGCAAACACAUAUGGUGGAUCAUAUCGGGGAAAGUCCUUACUUAUGCAAUGUUUGUGACAAAUUGUUCUCUCAAAAAUCGCACAUUAAUCAACAUAUGCUGACACAUACACGAGAAAAGCCUUAUUUAUGUGACGUUUGUUCUGAAUCAUUUAAUCUGAAAUUACAACUGCAAUCACACAUGAUAAUUCAUACAGCUGAAGAGCAUUAUUCGUGUGAUGUGUGUAAUAAAUCUUAUUUAUAUAAAUCAUGCCUGAACUUACACAUGAAAAGUCAUAAUACGCAAGUAAUCAUAACUCAAAAAUCAGCAAAUAAUGAAGAAGUAGAACAGAACAAUGAUGCUGUUGAAUCUGUAAAAUCUUCUUAUUCGUGCAAUGUGUGUAACAAAUCAUUUUUGUACAAAUCAUGCUUGAAAUUACAUUUAAGAAUUCACACUGGAGAGAAGCCUCACGUAUGCAAUAUUUGCGAUAAAUCAUUUACUCUUUUAGGAACAUUACAAAAUCACGCAAAAAUUCAUUCCCGUACAAUGACUUAUUUGUGUGAAGUAUGUCAUAAAUCGUUUUCAUGUCGAUCAUACUUGAAAUUACACAUGAAAUUUCAUACUGAAGAAAAAUAUUUUAUGUGUAAUAUUUGUAACAAGUCAUUUUCUCGAAAAUGGUCAAUUCGUAAUCAUAUGAAAAUUCAUAUGAAAACUUCCGAUAGUAUGUGAAAGUUUAUGUUUUGAAUUUGCAUUUCAUUGUAGUUGUUAAAACAAUUUGAAUUAUAAUAUGUAAGAAUUAGAAUUAUUUAAUUUUUUUUUUUUUAUUGUGUAAUCUGGAU